Cuscuta campestris is the source of this 2285-nucleotide messenger RNA. NCBI's taxonomy places the organism in Eukaryota, Viridiplantae, Streptophyta, Magnoliopsida, Solanales, Convolvulaceae. The record is from the annotation of a GenBank genome assembly.
GAAACCUUUGUUUUUGAACAUGAGGCACAAUCUGCUAUUGACUCGGAUACAAAUUUGGAAAGAGUUGAAGCUUUGGCAACCACCAUUGUUAAUGGUAGGAAUGCUAAGGUUCCUAAGCCAGCUGACAGUGCUGAAGACAAAGCAGUGAUGAUGGUAGAGAUUGAACAAAUCUGUGUUGGUGAGGAUGCUUUGGAGAACAACCAAACUCCAACUAACACCGACCCUAAUUCCGAGAUUGAACAAAGCUGUGAGGCACACAAACUGUCUCCCAAGACAGAUUUGGAAGGCACACAGUACGAAGAGGAAUUCCCUCCCCUCUCUAAAGAGUCCUUAACUGCAACCACGGAUGAUUUUCCAUCCCAAAAAUUUAACAGUGAUGCACACACUCUUUCCUUCGAGAAAGAGAUGGAUGGAACACUAUCCCCUACUAUCAUUGGAGAUGAUGAAACUAUUUCUGAUCCUUCUCUUAGAAAAAAAAUUUUCCCACCAGUAACUAACAUUGCAGGUAAUGACCAAACUACUACUGGCCCUAUUCUUCACUCUUUUGAGGUGGAUGGACAGCACUAUGAAAUCAGGUCCUAUGAAGAAGCGGAGACAAGCAACCUAAGGGAGGAACCUAACGACUUCCAAGAUGUCCAGAACAAACUCAACAAAAAAGCCGGGAAGAGGGGAACUGCACCAAGGACGAUUAAAACUAGAAGCUACGAUCCAAAUCUUGAAGUUGGAACAGUAAGCGAGAUCACUAGAUACUGGCCCAGCCGCAAAUCAACCACAAUGGAGAAAAUCGUCACUACCAAAAGUUAUUCUGGGCCCUUUUGGUAUGUUGGACCUGUCGGCCCAAUUGGGGCAGAUGGGAAAAGGCCAAAGAAAAUAAUGCCCAGAAACCUUGCCUUGGAUCAACACCCGGGGAGGAGUCAGGUGGUUUCUCAUCUUGCUUUUGCAGAUGAUCUCAUAGUAUUCCUCAAGGGUGACCUCAGGAAUAUUUUGAGAUUUAAACACAUCCUCCUUAACUACCUUAGAGCUUCUAGGCAGGAAAUCAAUAACAAUAAAAGCAAGGUCUUCUGUAAGAAAAGCUGUCAUUGGACUUAUAAGAACAAAUUGGAGAAAGCUCUUGGUUUUAUGGUUGGAAGCCCCCCUUUUAAAUAUCUAGGCUCUACUAUUACCUCUGGCAAGCUUAAGAGAAUUCACUGUGAACACAUCCUAAAUCACUUUGAUGCCUAUCUUAACAGUUGGUACAGUAAAGAGCUCAACCCUAUGAGCAGAUUAAUUCUCAUCAAACAUGUGCUCAGUGUUAUUCCUUUACAUACCCUAGCUGUGCAAGAUCUCCCCAAAUCUAUCAUUAAUAUUAUCCAGGGCAAACUUGCCAAUUUCUUUUGGGGUACUAAAUUGGGAAAGAGUAAACAUCACUGGGCCAAAUGGACUGCUCUCUGCAAGCCUACAGGGGAAGGAGGACUGGGGCUGAGAAGCUUGGAGGACUUACAGAAGGCUUGUGCUUUGAAGUUAUGGUGGAAGGUGAUUAAUGCCAAUUCUUUAUGGUCUAACUUUGUGAAGGAUAAAUACUACAUGGAUGGAUUAUUUGAGACCAAAUUGUAUGACUCCGCCUCCUGGAAAAGAAUCUGUAGAAUUUCAACAAUUGGCCUGCAAAACACAUACAUGACCAGUUCCACUCCCAAGUGGAUUAAUGGGGCAUAUUGGGCUGUAAGGGAUAGAGAUAUCAGUACUCGAAUGAACACUCUUAUCUGGAACAAAUUCCAAAUCCCCAAGAUCAAGCUGUUUACCUGGAAAGCUAUUCAUCAUUUCCUUCCCUUUCCUAAUAUUCUAAGGAAACUAUCUUAUAAUCUGCCUAGCAAAUGCCCCUUUUGCGCAAAAGAGGAAGUGACUGAUCAACACAUCCUACUUACUUGUAUCCUUUCUCAACAAAUUUGGAAGGCUUUUGCAGAUUAUGUAGGGGAGCCUAACUGGUCUCAGGGCACAGACCUAAGCAACUAUAUGCUUCAAUGGUGGGAGAAUUACAACAAAUACACUAUUAGAGGUCUACUCAAACUCAUCUUACCUGGAUGCAUCAUAUGGAAUCUCUGGAAGGCUUAUAACCGAAGCAUUUAUGAAGAACGCAACAUCACAAAUAUGGGAAUUAUCAUAGAGAUUCAAAAAUUAGUGCAGCACUGGUACUGGUCAAAUAAAAAGGUGCAGAAGAUAGCCACAGACGAGGAUAUUCAAGCUCUAAAUCUCAAACCUUACCUCUCUAGAUGAUCACGCCGGCUUCCCAAUGAAGAAGCAGACUGAUU